AUGCUGAGCUGUAGUCAGGUCAAGACCCUUGUGCCUUCAGACAGUAUUCAUGUGGAAUUCCUUGUCUUCUACGAGGACAAGAACUUCCAGGGUCGUUCCUAUGAGACCAGCCAGGACUGCCCUGACAUAUCUUCCCACCUGAGCAGGUGCAACUCCUGCAGGGUUGAGAGCGGCUGCUUCAUGGUCUAUGAGCGCCCCAACUUCAUGGGACACCAGAUGCUGGUCAGAAGAGGAGAGUACCCUGACAACCAGCGCCUAAUGGGCACGAGCCAGAGUGACUGCAUCAGAUCCAGCCGUAUGAUCCCCAUGCACAGAGGCUCCUACAGAAUGAAAAUCUACGAGACGGAGAACUUUGGAGGUCAGAACAUCGAGCUGAUGGACGAUUGUGACUCCAUCCACGAUCGGUACCGCAUGUCCGAUUGCCAGUCUGCCCAGGUCAUGGAUGGACACUGGCUGAUGUUUGAGCAGCCCCAUUUCAGAGGAAGAAUGAUGUACAUGAGGCCCGGAGAGUACAGGAGCUUUAGGGAUAUGGGCAUGGGUGUCAAAGGCAUGAGGUUCAUGAGCAUGAGGCGUAUCACUGACAUGUGCUAA
This is a messenger RNA of Oncorhynchus nerka (sockeye salmon), 591 nucleotides long. Its product is annotated as gamma-crystallin M3-like. The record is from RefSeq and is a predicted model, not a curated record. The transcript is spliced from 3 exons. The coding region runs from base 1 to 591 and encodes 196 amino acids. NCBI's taxonomy places the organism in Eukaryota, Metazoa, Chordata, Actinopteri, Salmoniformes, Salmonidae. Gene Ontology annotation, molecular function: structural constituent of eye lens. Gene Ontology annotation, biological process: lens development in camera-type eye; visual perception.